This is a messenger RNA of Fragaria vesca subsp. vesca, 961 nucleotides long. RefSeq lists its product as uncharacterized. The coding region runs from base 75 to 803 and encodes 242 amino acids. The record is from RefSeq and is a predicted model, not a curated record. Lineage: Eukaryota; Viridiplantae; Streptophyta; Magnoliopsida; Rosales; Rosaceae. The transcript has 5 exons.
AUAGAACAUAGAGGUCUCAGCUACUCAGCUCUCGCAGCUCUCAGACGAGAACCCCAGCUCUGGGUCUCGGCAGUAUGAAUGCACUUACCCUAUGUCACCAUAACUAUAAUAUUCAUAUCAAUAGCCACCAUCAUUUCUCAGCGUCGGCGAAGCCCAAUUGGCCCAAAUUGUUGUCAGUUCCUCAUCCCCGAAACCAUGGCACUAGUACAAGGCCUUCGUCCCUGCUAAUCGAGACGGUGGAAGGCCAAGUUGCCGCUGAUUCCGAGCAAGCUCCUUCAUCCGUUGCUCGUCGUCUCAUUCUGCUUCGUCAUGCCAAGAGUUCCUGGGAAGACCCCUCGCUAAAAGAUCAUGAUCGACCCCUGAGUGAAAAAGGACAAGCGGAUGCUGUCGAAAUCUCUCACAAGCUCCAACAGUUGGGCUGGGUUCCUCAGCUUAUUUUAUCCAGCAAUGCACUGCGAACCAGGGAGACUCUUAGAAUAAUGCAGCAACAAGUGAAAGGCUUCUUGGAAGCUGAGGUCCAUUACUUUUCCAGCUUUUAUUCCAUUGCCGCCAUGGAUGGGCAGACUGCUGAGCACCUUCAACGUAUUAUCUGCAACUAUUCAAGGGAUGACAUACUCACGGUCAUGUGUAUGGGACAUAAUAGGGGUUGGGAGGAGGCAGCAUCAAUGUUGACAGGUGCCUCCAUAGAACUGAAGACUUGCAACGCUGCUUUGCUUGAAACUACUGGGAAAUCUUGGGAUGAGGCAUUUGCUUUGGCAGGACAUGGGGGGUGGAAACUGCAAGGCAUUGUGAAACCAAGUUAGCCUAUAAGAGCCCCGACUUCUAACACAUUCAUACUAGUAGAAACUUUGCAAGGUAGGCAGGAGCCAGGAAGCACGGUUGCCAUCUGAUACGGAAGUUAUCCACGGUGGCUUUUCAGUGGCCAAAGAUUGUUACAUUUGUUAACGAUAAAAGUUUUGUG